CAGCUGGGAGGUGAAUCAGUCUUUCAGAUUUGUUUAGUGCUAUUAGGUAAGGCUGAAUAAACAUUUAGCAAAAAUAGACAAUAAUAUCAGAAGGGAACAAGCUCAGAUCAGGUGCUAAUGUCAUUGUAGCAUAGCAUUUCGUGAUUCUGGUUUUACUGUACCCAUCUUCCGUAGAAGUGACUUCUUAAGUCUCUUCUUUAUUUAAAUCUGAACAUUUUUCCUCGUGUGGGAAAUACAUACUGUAGCAAGCCUGGACAAUGUACUACGUGAAAAAGAAGUCCCAGUACAACCUGCUAAGCAGCGGCAUGGAUCAAAAUCUCAGCAGUAGAGCGGCAUCCACCAGCCCAUACAGUUCUGAGCAUACUUCUAACGUCCCAACGCCGUCUCCCUACUCACAGCCUAACUCUACUUUUGAUGCAAUGUCACCUGCUCCUGCCAUCCCAUCCAAUACGGACUAUCCGGGUCCGCAUAACUUUGAAGUAACUUUCCAGCAAUCCAGCACCGCAAAGUCUGCCACCUGGACGUAUUCACCAUUACUUAAGAAACUCUACUGUCAGAUUGCCAAGACUUGUCCCAUCCAAAUUAAGCUCUCCUCACCUGCUCCUCCUGGAAGUGUAAUUCGGGCCAUGCCAGUUUACAAAAAAGCUGAGCAUGUGACAGAGGUGGUAAAACGUUGUCCAAACCAUGAACUUGGAAGGGAUUUCAAUGACAGUCAGGUAGCUCCAGCAAGCCAUCUCAUUCGUGUUGAAGGAAACAACUUGUGCCAAUAUAUUGAUGACCCUGUAACAGGGAGACAGAGUGUGAUUGUGCCCUACGAGUCUCCACAGGUGGGAACUGAGUUCACAACAAUCCUGUACAACUUUAUGUGUAAUAGUAGUUGUGUUGGAGGGAUGAACAGAAGACCAAUACUUAUUAUCAUCACACUGGAGACUCGAGAUGGUCAGGUCCUGGGUCGGAGGUCAUUUGAGGGAAGGAUCUGUGCCUGUCCAGGAAGGGAUAGAAAAGCGGACGAAGACCAUUUCAGGGAGCAGCAGGCCAUGAACGACACCGUGGCCAAAAAUGGAAACGCCAACAAGCGCACUUUUAAACAGACACCACAGAACAUUCCUGGACCAGGAAUUACUAUCAAAAAGAGACGACAUGGAGAAGAAGAGAUAUAUUACAUUCCUGUCCGUGGCCGUGAGAAUUUUGAAAUUCUUAUGAAAAUAAAAGAUAGCCUAGAGCUUGUGGAGUUGGUCCCUCAACAGUUAGUAGACUCAUACCGACAGCAACAGCAGCAGCUUUUGCAGAGACAGAACCAUAUGCACUCUCCUUCCUCCUAUGGACCUGUGAUGCCCAAUCUGAACAAAGUACACGGAGGGAUAAACAAGCUGCCAUCUGUCAACCAGCUUGUAGGACAAACAUCCCAGCAAAGUCCUAAUACUGCCACCAGUAUGGGACCCAUGGGGCCCAGCCUGCUUAAUAGCCACCACAUGCACAAUGGUGAUAUGAACAUGGCUCACACCACUCAGUCAAUGGUGUCAGCUUCACAUUGUACUCCUCCACCAUCCUACAACCCUGACCCAAGCCUAAUAAGCUUUUUAUCCAGCCUUGGGUGCCAAAACUGUGUGGACUACUUCACCUCCCAGGGACUGCAGAGCAUGUACCACCUUCAGAACCUGACAAUGGAGGACUUGGCCAUUUUGAAGAUUCCAGAGCAGUAUCGUCUUGUCAUCUGGAGGGGCCUUCAAGAACUGAAACAGAACCACGAUUACAACGGUCAGCAGCUGAUCCGUUCCACUAGCAGCAACACAUCAACCAUGGCCAUAGGCCCCACUGGGGAGCUACAACGGCAGAGGGUUAUGGAAGCUGUACACUUUCGUGUCCGUCACACUAUCACUAUACCCAAUCGAGGCGGAGCCGGGGCCGGGGGCUCUGAAGACUGGUCAGACUUUGGCUUUGAUAUGCCAGACUGUAAGUCCAGGAAACAGUCUAUCAAGGAAGAGUUUACAGAAGGUGAGGUCAACUAGGAAUUUUGGUAGAGAAGGGGGUAAUCACCCCCCCCAGUAAAACAGACUUGCCUUCACUGAUACAUUCUUAUAGCCACUUGAUCCCCUCAAUAUCAAUUUAAGGCAUUGUUUAAGGUCUUGUAAAAUGACUGUAUUAAGAUUGCAAUACGAAUCAGCAAAUUUUAGUAGCGCAUCUCACGGACCAUAGUUUUGGAAUCAUUCCCAAGUUUUUGUCUAAAUUUUUAUGUUUGCAAACAAUUGAUUCCAUGGAGAAGCGUACAGCAGCACUGAAUUUUGCUUUCAAAUGUAGUGCAUCUGUUUCUCACGAUCGCAUGUAUGUCUCUUUGCAUAUUUUGAAGAUUUUAUCCUAAACUUGGGAGAAGAUGACAAAACAAUACCUCUCUGGACGGGGCACCAAUGAUAUUAGCUGGUGUCACCAUCUCUAUUUGGGAUGAAGCCACUAAUCAGUAGCAAUUAAAAUAAGAAGAGGGGUAAGAAAUCUGUGACUUCAACUAGGAGGUGUCUGACACGCACGACUGGAAAAGAAAAAAACGUCAGUAGCGAUGUGGGUGACAUGUGCCACCACACCCCCUUUGCCAAGAUCCUUAAUCUGCCAUUAAAAAUCAAAGAGGACAAGAAGUGAGAGUGCAGGUGUGCCCCCUUCUGGACACUGCUAACCAACCCACUAUAAAUUUGUAUUUAUAUAUAAAUUUUACAGAAUGGAUUUCCAAAAGUGUUCUAUGCUCACGGGCUGAUAUGUGUCGAUACAGAAGCCAAGAAACCAAUGGGUCUCCGACAGACAGCGGCAUUCCUUCGCUUUGUGUGAAUGCUCAUCUUCAUGUAAAUUAUGUGUGUAUAUAUGUUUAUAUUGGAAAUGACGCGUGAACAAUGACGUUUGUGUCUUUAUUUUUGUUUUUUUGGUGAAACAAUUUAAAUUGUCAAUUGAGAUCAUGUUUUACUUUUGUUUUAAGAAAGCAUUUGGUUUUUCACUUGUCAACAAAAAACACAAGCAGUUUGGUUGAUAAUUUUUGUGGAUAAUUUAAAAAAAAAAUGUUUUAGUCCUAGCU
Molecule: messenger RNA, 3055 nt
Organism: Erpetoichthys calabaricus (reedfish)
Lineage: Eukaryota; Metazoa; Chordata; Cladistia; Polypteriformes; Polypteridae
Gene: tp73
Product: tumor protein p73
Exons: 12
Coding region: 258-2009 (583 amino acids)
Biological process (GO): regulation of transcription by RNA polymerase II; apoptotic process; protein tetramerization
Cellular component (GO): nucleus
Molecular function (GO): protein binding; RNA polymerase II cis-regulatory region sequence-specific DNA binding; DNA-binding transcription factor activity, RNA polymerase II-specific
Source: RefSeq, a predicted model, not a curated record